Messenger RNA from Acipenser ruthenus (sterlet), 3076 nucleotides. Its product is annotated as ghrelin O-acyltransferase-like. The transcript is spliced from 3 exons. The record is from RefSeq and is a predicted model, not a curated record. Gene Ontology annotation, cellular component: endoplasmic reticulum membrane. Gene Ontology annotation, molecular function: serine O-acyltransferase activity. The coding region runs from base 400 to 1701 and encodes 433 amino acids. Lineage: Eukaryota; Metazoa; Chordata; Actinopteri; Acipenseriformes; Acipenseridae. Gene Ontology annotation, biological process: lipid modification; peptidyl-serine octanoylation.
CAAAGGAAACACAAAAAAAUGGACUUGCUCUUUGUAUCAAUACAACUAUCAAACACUAUUGGCAAAAUAAAUAACCUGCUUUUAAACAUGUGAAUGUGCUUUAUGUAAAGAGAACUAUGACUUGUUUUGACCUAAUGGGCUGUUAAAUAAACAUAGGACAGGCUAUUCUUGCAGCGCAGCAUAACAAUUUUGAAGCAAAUUCUUGCUGUUCCUGGAAACAACCAUACGUGUCACCUCAAGGUGUUUACAUUAUGUCUACAUAUGUAGGUAUAAAAGUUACCACAAACUGCACAGUGACAUAGUCAUACCAUUAUUAUAUAUAUACACAUUAGUUUAACCAGCAAGUUUGGCAUUUCUGUCUCUUGUUAUAUAUACUGUAUAUAUAAAGACCAAUAUUAUAUGAAUAUGGAUUUUAUAUUUCUGCUCUUUGAUGUUCAUUCACUCAUUUUAUACCAGUGUGCUGCCAUUCCAUUUUCCUUCCUAUUUUAUUAUCUGUGCAGAACUGGAUGCCUCCCUCUGAUUUCAAGGUAUAUCUACUUGAUGCUCGGAGGGUUUCUACUAGCUGUAGUUACCAUGGGACCCUAUUGCCUAGUUGUGCUGAUCCCUGCUGUGUCCUCUGUGCUGCUUAUCCACUUUGUCAGCUCCCAGCAUCUUCACACCUGGGCUUUCCUCACACAGAUGGGCUGGCAGACCUCAUGGCAUCUUCUCCUCCAGUACAGAGAAUAUCAGCUUCAGGAGGGUGACCCCAGGCUACUUGCUGCAGUCUCCUCCUUGAUGCUGCUUACCCAAAGAGUCACAUCACUGUCCUUAGACAUUCAAGAAGGAAAGCUGAAAACGGGAGACACAAGAACAGGGAACUACAUCUCCUUCAGUUCACUAUUGCCUUACCUCAGCUACCUGCUCUAUUUUCCUGCUCUUCUUGGUGGGCCUCUGUGUUCUUUCAGAACCUUCACAUCCUGUGUGAAACUCUGCAAUGUAACCCCCCCACCAAACCCACAGUGGACUGUGUCCAGGAAGUGUGUGCUGGUCCUUGGUUUGGAAGGAGUGAAAACACUCCUCACAAUUUGCAUAAAUAGUCACACUGAGGACCCCAUGCAGUCCAGAGAUCUGAAAGGUGUUUUGUUAAUCUGGUCCGUUUCUCUGUUGUACAAGAUGACCUAUUACUCCUACUGGGUCCUCAGUGAGUUGCUCAAUAAUGCAGCAGGCUUUGGGUUUGGGGGCUAUGACAGCAAAGGGUUUCCAAUCUGGAAUGCCCUGUCGGAUGCAGAUAUCUGGACACUGGAGACAACUCAUAAAAUAUCGCAGUUUGCUCGAACUUGGAAUAAGACCACCGCGGACUGGCUCAGAAGGCUAGUGUUUGAGAAAUGCAAAGCCUAUCCAUUACUGGCAACCUUUGCCUUUUCGGCCUGGUGGCACGGUCUGCACCCUGGACAGGUAUUUGGGUUUUUGUGCUGGGCUGCUACAGUAGAGGCUGAUUACCGUGUUCAUUAUUACUUAAGGCCUUACGUGGGAUCCGGGGUGACAAGGCUGUUGUAUAAAAGCCUGACAUGGGUGCAAACACAGUUAGUGAUCGCAUGCUGUAUCAUGACUGUGGAGCUGCGAAGUCUUUCCUCUGUGCGAAUGAUUUGCCAGUCCUAUAUCAGUCUGUUUCCUCUUCUGUAUUGUUUGGUGCUUGUUUUUGUACAUAGAAAACAUCAGUAGUGACAGUGUGAAACUGCACUUCCUGUUUUACUUCGCUUGACUCACAGCUGUUAUUUUAUCUUUGUUGACAGUAUAUUGCUUUGCAUUUUUGAAGCUAUGUUUCAGAGCCAGUUUUAAUCUAUGCAGCAACUUUAUUUGUCAGUUCAGGGUAGCGUACAGUAUAUGUGCAAUAUGUGUUUUAUUUAUUUUUUAGACAGGACAAUUCUUUAAAAAUACAAUUUUCCAGCAUUUUUUACUUGUUUGGUUUUGAUGCUAGAUUUUCGGGACACUUGGCACUGACUUUUUAAUUGAUAUAUCUCAGUUGGCGCUGAGAGAUGGCAGAGAGACAGACUGCUAGGCCCCUUGGGAGGCCAAACAUGAGGUGGAGUGGAGGUUAGGGAGGUAAACUGCAUUGCAUGACACAGGCUACAAAGAGAGGUAGGUUCAAAUGUACUUGGCUACUUCCACAGAAUUAAGGUUGACAUGAAUGUGGUAUUGACCUCCUUUUUCAAUGUCUGCCUCACUUUUGGCGAUGGUUACCAUGGUUUUCCUGUCAAUUGAAUCAUCAUUUUUGCAAGUGUAGUUAGAGUUUCCUGCUUGAAACUUUGCAUAGCUCUACAUUCUGAAAGGGAAUCACAAGGGGUGAUACCCCAUCCCUUUAAGAAUGGAAGCAUUCCGUUUAGCUUAACUUUGAUUCUACAGUGGUUUAUAGAACACACAGGUUCCACUGUAGCGACUGGCAAAAUGAAUCCUAAAUCACGGUUUAGAGAAAUACACUCGAUUUGAAGCAUUUUCUAGUUAGAGAAUCUACAGAACACACGUGAUAGGUAUUAAACAGGUAAGAAAUGAAAUAUUUGCAUAAAACCUUCCAGUUUCCAUUGCAUACAAUUAGGCCUUUACCUUCCAUAGAAACAGACAAGCCUUACAAAAAUGACCAUUUUGUAGCACCAAGAAGUAUCUCACAGAUUUUAUUGAGGGUUUUAAAGUAUUUUAUGGAGUGCCAGAGGGUCUGGACAACCAUAUGCAGGUAUGUCCUGUAUGUAAAAUGCACAUUAGUUGUUUCUGUACAAUUAAAUAAAGAUCUUCCUACAACAGGUACAUUUAAACACUGAUGUAUGAGCAGUACAUUAUCUCCCUGGCAAUCUGAACAUUGCCUCUAAACCACCCUCUUUGAAAGAAUACAGUAUUCUGUCCAGUUGCAUUGUAUAGUGGUUUCUUAGUUUUUAACCACAGUUUAGCAUAUGCAUAACUCAAGAAAGAUAAGUAGUUCCCUUCUUUCAGAAUGACAGGGUUUUAUUUAUACCCCCAUUCUGCAAUUCUAUUGUUUAUUAUAACCACUUCAGAUUGUGUUGUAAUAUGAGUUGUGUGAGUGCUGCUGCCCCCUGGGGGUACUCUU